Molecule: messenger RNA, 812 nt
Organism: Trametes versicolor FP-101664 SS1
Lineage: Eukaryota; Fungi; Basidiomycota; Agaricomycetes; Polyporales; Polyporaceae
Product: density-regulated protein DRP1
Exons: 7
Coding region: 118-711 (197 amino acids)
Biological process (GO): formation of translation preinitiation complex; translation reinitiation
Molecular function (GO): mRNA binding; translation initiation factor activity
Source: RefSeq, a predicted model, not a curated record
CUGCUCUACCGUCCGUCAGUGCAGAGAGUUGAAGACACCAGCCGGACUUCUAACCCUUUCACCCACGCCAUCACCAGACGACCCUGCACCGCAGGCCACCUCUAACGACAAACUAAGAUGGCCAGCACAGAGGGACCCGCAGGGCCAGAGCCCACAGCACCCCAAGAAGUGCUCUACUGCCAAGUAUGCUCGUUCCCAGUCGAGUACUGCGAGUUCGGCUCCAGCCUGACGCGCUGCAAAGAAUGGCUGCAGAAGGAGGACCAGGCGCUGUACGACCGGUUCUACUCGGAGGAGGCGCUGCAGGCAAAGAUUGGGACGUUGAGUCUGGAGGCGCAGACGAAGCUGGAAAAGGAUACGGCGAAGAAGGAGGCGAAGGCGGAGGCGAAGGCGGAGACUGCGCUCAAGAAGAAGAUGGCAUCACAAGUAACGAUCAAGCGGAUAGAGCGCAACAAGCGCAAGCACGUCACCGCCAUCCACGGGCUCGAGAACUUCGACGUCGACCUGAAGAAGGCGGCGAAGUUCUUCGCGCAGAAGUUCGCGACGGGCGCGUCGGUGACGAAGAACCCGCAGGGGCUGGACGAGAUCGUCGUGCAGGGCGACGUGAGCGGGGAGAUCGUGGAGAUGAUCGAGGACGGCGUCGGGCUGCUGAAGGGCGUGCCGAAGGACAACGUCGUCGAGGUUGAGGAGAAGAGCAAGAAGAAGGGCGAGUGAGCGGUCGGGGAUGGUGCGAGGGGUGUACGAGUGGCUGGGACGACACAUCAAUGUAACAUAUGUACCCUACGUACCGCAUCUCAAAGAGUUCAAACCAAGGC